AGGACUCUGCCGAAGAUGGUCAAGGAAAGGGUGGGACUCCUCAAAGAUGAUCUCGAGGAAAUAGUCGCAUACCUCGAGAACCUGUCAGAGGUGGAGGACCCUCCCCUGACGGCCAGGUGCUGGAUGAAAGAGGUGCGCGAGCUGUCCUACGACAUCGAGGACUACAUGGACAAGUUUAUCACUCGUCCCCGGAAGAAUGUCAAGAGCAGCAAACUGGUGGCAGAAACUAGACAUGUUAAGAUCACUCCUCUCCCAAAGAGGGUCAACAGGCACCAGAAGAUCGUCAACACGGUAUCGGACUUCAGAGUGUUUGUCCGGGAGGCCAUUGAACGGCAUGAGAGGUAUGAUCUCGAUUGUCGCAGCUUGAGGCGUAGAUGUGUGUCUGUCGGUCCUAUGCUUCAGAGGGCACCGUUCGAAGAAAUUUUUGAUGUAAUAAUUGAUGAUUGGAGGAGCGAGUUUAUCAGCUCUCUGGCUAACAAUAGGGAUCAACAACUCAAGGUGGUAUCUCUUGUUGGAUCUGGAUGUCUUGGUAAAACUACACUUGCCAGAGUGUUCUACAAGAAUUUUGGUGGGCAAUAUGAUUGCCGAGCUUUCGUUCGGGUGUCCCAAAAGCCUGAUAUGAAGAGGGUUUUCAGGGACAUUCUUUGGCAACUCCAACGUCAACAGCCCCCUCAAGAUUGUAAGCAGCUUGAGCUUAUUGACAGCAUCAGGAAACAUCUACAAGAUAAGAGGUAUUUGCUUAUUAUUGAUGAUUUGUGGGAUGCAUCAGUAUGGGAUAUUAUCAGUCACGCUUUUCCGAAGACAUGCUUGCUCUAUUUUAGUAUGUAUCCAGAGGGCCGUACCAUCUGCAAGGAUGAUUUGGUGAAACAAUGGGUCGCUGAAGGUUUUAUCAAUGCAGCAGAAGGGCAAGACAUGGAGAAAGUUGCAGCAAGCUAUUUUGAUGAACUUGUUCAGCGAAGGUUCCUCCAACCUCUAUGUAUGAACCACAACAAUGAGGUGCUGUCCUGCACGGUUCAUGACAUGAUACAUGAUUUUGUUGCACACAAGUCUGCAGAAGAGAACUUCAUUACGGCAGCAGAUUAUCGUCGAAAAACUAUGGCACUUUCUGAUAAUGUUCAUCGCCUAUCUCUUCACUUCGGCGACUCAAAAUAUGCAAAGAUGCCAGCAAACAUCAGAACCUCACAAGUUCGGUCUUUUAAAUUUUCUGGAUUAUCCAAGUGCAUGCCUUCUGUUGCAGAACUAACGCUUAUUCGCGUUCUCAACAUUGAAUUAUCUGGUCAUCACGGUGACGACAGGUUAGACCUCACUGGGAUUUCUGAACUGUUUCAGCUGAGAUACUUGAAGGUUGCAUCUGCACGUGGUGUCUGCGUAGAACUACCAAACCAUAUGAAAGGGUUGCAAUACUUGGAAACAUUGGACAUGGAUGCAAAAGUGAGUGCUGUUCCAUUGGAUAUUAUUCAUCUUCCAUGCCUGUUUCACCUCCAUCUUCCUAUCGAGACAAGUGUGCAGUUUGAUUGUAUUGGCAGCACAGGAUCCAUUAGCCCGGGGAGCCCUGGAAGUGGAAAGCUCAUCAACCUUAGGGAUAUUCGCCUCACAUGUUCUGUGCCGCCUUCCGACCAUCUUGCGAGAAGCAUGGAAGCUCUCUCCUCUUUGGUCGGAGGACAUGACAAGCUGAAAACUUUAACCAUUGUUCCUAUUGGAACUUGUAGAAAUAAUUUUGUCCGCGGUGGCAGUGCAUCCGAAGUAACAACUGUUUCCUGGGAUGGGUUGACGCCUCUUCUCCAACUUCAAAGAUUCGAGUGGCUGCCCUGCAGCUGCAUACUUUCCAGGGUUCCCAAGUGGAUUGGAGAAUUUGUCAGCCUCUGCAUUCUGAAGAUUUCCAUCGAGGCACUGUCUAUGAAUGAUGUGGCCAAUCUCCAAGAAUUGCCUGCUCUAACUGCUGUCUCGUUCUACGUCCGGACAAGAGUUGCAGAAAGGGUCGUCUUUGGAAAGACAGGAUUCUCUGCUCUCAAGUAUUUCAAGUUCAGGUGCAGCGUACCUUGGCUGAAAUUUGAGACAUACGCAAUGCCAAAUCUCCAGAUUCUCAAGCUUGGUUUUAAUGGUCCGACGGUGGAUCAACACGGCACUGCACGUAUCAACAUCGAGCGCUUGACGGGUCUUAAGGAGAUCUCCGUGAAAAUUGGGGGUGAAGGUGCUGAUGCAGAGUCCGCCUUGAUGGACACCGUUAGCAAUCACCCAUGGAAUCCUAAAAUCAACAUACAGUUAGUGGAUUGGGUAUUUUAUGAUGACCAUGGUAGUGAUAGAGGGAGAGAUGAGGAUAAAUAUCUGGACUUCUAGUAUGAAUAGUUGGGGGAUAUUCUGAUGACAUGCCAUGGGGUUGCUUCACAUGGUGACAGAGUAGAUUUGAACUUAGAAUUUGGAAUGCCACUGAAAAAUGUAUUGGUCAGAUGGAGU
Messenger RNA from Brachypodium distachyon (stiff brome), 2454 nucleotides. Its product is annotated as putative disease resistance RPP13-like protein 3. The transcript is spliced from 4 exons. Bases 16 to 2337 code for a protein of 773 amino acids. The record is from RefSeq and is a predicted model, not a curated record. Lineage: Eukaryota; Viridiplantae; Streptophyta; Magnoliopsida; Poales; Poaceae. Gene Ontology annotation, molecular function: ADP binding. Gene Ontology annotation, biological process: defense response to other organism.